AUGAAUCCUCGGUUAGUAUUAGGUAUGAUAGGUUUGACUGCUUAUGCCGGUUUUUUUGAGAUAUGUCCACCUAAGAAAGGAGAAACAGUCUCUGUCUCUGCAGGUUCCGGUGCAGUUGGUCAGCUCGUGGGUCAGUUUGCUAAAUUGAUGGGUUGCUAUGUUGUUGGAAGUGCUGGAAGUAAACGAAAAGGCAUUGACAUAUACUUUGAGAACGUGGGAGGUAAAAUGCUCGAUGCAGUACUACUAAACAUGAAAAUGUAUGGAAGAAUCGCGGUUUGCGGUAUGAUCUCUCAGUACCUUCUUGAAACCAGAGAGAGGUUACAAAAUCUACCUGACAUUGUGUUCAAGAGGAUAAAAAUGCAAAGGUUUGCUUUUUAUGACUUCAUGGAUAGAUUCUCCAAGUUCUUGGAGUUUGUACUUCCGUACAUAGAAGAAGGGAAGCUAAUAUAUGUGGAAGACAUCGUUCAAGGACUCGAGAACGGUCCUGCUGCUCUUGUAGGACUUUUCAAUGGACAAAACAUUGGAAAACAAGUAAUCCAAGUCGCUCGAGAGUAA
This is a messenger RNA of Arabis nemorensis, 555 nucleotides long. Lineage: Eukaryota; Viridiplantae; Streptophyta; Magnoliopsida; Brassicales; Brassicaceae. The record is from the annotation of a GenBank genome assembly.